GCCCAAGGAGAAGACGAAACGGCACGCUUCCCGUUCCAUCAUCAAACGUUCUGCCGCAACGCUGUCUUAUCUGGUCCGACUAUUCUGCGCCCACACCUUAUCUCCCUUGAUGUCCUAGUCACCGCGCCGUCGACAAACCCACCAAAAUCUCAUCUGCGCAUCUCCACUUUCACUCGCCUCCUUCCUUGUCAAGCGCACCCACCAAAAUAGAGCUCGUAAUGUACCACUGAUUGAUUUGGUUCGAACAAUUUACACCUGCAAGGCCGCAACGUUAGAGUCAAAUCGUUUACCCUAGAAUCGAGCACGUAGAGUACGAAAACCUGGAGCUAGAUUAGAUUAGAGAAUCUGAUCGCGUCAGCAGUGAGUGUGUCUUAUCCAUUAAUAAUUUAAAAACACGUGAGGACGGCUAACACCGUCGUCGUCGUUAACCCGGCCUUGUGUUCCUGAUGGACUCUGUCCAAUCCGAGGUAAGGAAACGUUCCAGGUUACUGCUAAAUUAUUAGGAUAAGAUAAGAUAAACGCGUGCGCCUAAACAAAGUCGUUAAUUGAUUACUCACAGGAGCAACAGCUUUCUUCUUCUCUCUCAGUUAAGGAAAACGGAUAGGGACAGACGAGUCUCUCCUCAUGGUCGUAGCAGGCCAUGCCUAUUUAAUCGCACCCGUCCGCUCUCCCCCAUCUUUCUCUCUCUCUCUUCUUCUUCUUUCUCUUCAGAUCCCACAAAGCCCCAGACCCGGAGCAACUGACCAGCAAGUUAUCGGGCAUGGACGACGACGGCGACUGGAUCACGGCGAGGUACCUCCUCUCCUCCAUCCUCGGCCGAAACCCGCUCGUCGUCGACCACGUCGACGAGGAGUCCUUCCCGGUCGACCACGCCCCCGCCGCCGCCGCCCGCGGCGGGCCGGCGGAGGCGCCGGCGUGGCAGCCGCCGCCGGCCGUGUUCGCGGCGCCGAGCGUGGCCGGCACGGUGUGCGCGGUGUGCACGGAGGAGAUCGCGGUGGCGGACCCCGUGGUGCGGCUGCCGUGCGCGCACUGGUACCACGCCGGCUGCAUCGCGCCCUGGCUCGGGAUCCGGAGCACCUGCCCCAUGUGCCGCGCCGAGCUGCCGGCCAGGGAGGAGGCCGGCGAGGCCGGCGCCGUCGGCCGCGAGAAGCCCCCGCGCGCCGAGAGGCCGGCCAGCGGCGCCGGCGUGCGGCGGGACGCGUCGUCGUACGGGGGGUACGUCGCCGCCGGGGGCGUCCUGUCCGGCUGAUGGACGGGCGCGCGGGCCGUGGCGGAGUGCACGCGUCGUGUGCGCGCCAUGGCUUUUGUCUUUUUUUUUUCUCGAGUGGUCCUCGAUACUUGUUGUACAAAUGAAAUGGUUAAUUAUUAACAUAAUGUUGAUUCUUGA
Molecule: messenger RNA, 1387 nt
Organism: Aegilops tauschii subsp. strangulata
Lineage: Eukaryota; Viridiplantae; Streptophyta; Magnoliopsida; Poales; Poaceae
Source: RefSeq, a predicted model, not a curated record